CAGCAGCAGCAAAAAGAACAACAUAAUGUUGUUCACUGCACGCGAUGUAGCUGAAGUGCGUCAUGUGGUGCAACGGAUAUUGGUGCCAUGUGUUUUUGUUAUUGGACUAUUGGGAAAUUCUGUUAGCAUUUACGUUUUGACAAGGAGACGUAUGCGUUGCACAACAAACAUUUAUUUAACCGCUUUGGCUAUCACGGAUCUCAUAUAUCUGACAAUGGCUUUGCUAUUAUCACUGCAACACUCUCAGUACGUGCAUCAAUGCUGCCAACUGUAUUGGCUGUUCUACGGUGUCGUAUUGUGGCUAUGCGAUGCCUGCGCUUAUAUAUCCAUAUAUAUAGCGGUUUGUUUUACCAUAGAACGUUUUAUAGCGAUACGUUAUCCUUUAAAACGUCAGACAUUCUGUACGGAAUCUUUAGCCAAACGUGUGAUAACAGGUGUGGCUGUGUUUUGCCUACUAUCGACAAUAUCUACCGCCUUCGAACACGAAUAUAGCAUCGAAUUUAAAAUGAUUGAUAGUCGAGGCCAAGCCUGCAACUAUACCAAGAAAACUGUUUCUUUACUCAAUCCGUUGCAUACAUCAUUACCAAAUGAUAUCGUACAAGAGUUGGAAGUCGACGGUAGUGGUAAUAAUGACUUUAUCGCAGCAACGGCUAAUGUCUUGUCUGCUCAAGUGCCGGAAUCUGUAAGAGCAAAUCAACCUGAAAUGUUAAGGUCAAUGCCACAACGAGCAUCAGUCAAUGGAGUUACAGAAGCAGGAGAAGAAGCAAUGGCAACAGCAGUAACCAUACAAACAUCUUUAAUUUCAACAAACAUUCCACAAUUAAAUUUAUCUACAAAUACACUUGAAAAUUUUCCUCAACUAAUGGAUGCUGAAUAUCUAACCAGUCGUAAUAGAAAUGGUAUAUUUUCUAGUUCACCCUUCACAUCUUACUCUGCCUUGGCGCCGGUGUCUGCGAGUGUAGCAGAAAGUACUGACACAAGCCCGAUUCAAAUAUCCCAGUAUAAGGAUAACAACAACAGUAACAACAGUAACAACAGUAACAACAGUAAUAAUAACAACAACAACAACAACAACAAUAAUAAGAAUAGUGACAAAACAAACCAAUCUCGAAAGUUUCAAGCUGCACAAGUAGAGAACUAUGCUUUAGGACUCCAGAGUAGUAGUUACAUAUUUAAUAAUGUCACAGAAUAUUGUCAAAACACAACAUACUAUGAACAUAUAUCCUCUGCUCUGGGUAAUAAUGAAAUCUAUUUGAAAAUUUGGAAUUUCUUUACAUUGCUUGUCUUUGUAUUGAUACCGCUAUGCAUGUUGCUUACUUUCAAUUGUUUUCUCAUCAUGUUAGUACGUAAAUCGAAAACAGUACGUGGUGAAAUGACCAACGCUAGUAGCAUGCGACGACCAAAGCGCAAGACGAAUUUAUCAUCAGUGUCUCAGGAAAAUCGAGUUACAGUUACAUUAAUUGCUGUUGUUCUACUAUUCAUUGUUUGCCAAUUGCCAUGGGCCAUAUAUCUGAUUGUUUCCGAGCAAAUGGAAAUUGAUAUUAAUUUACGUAUAAUUAUUGGUAAUAUAUUCAAUUUUUUGGCCGCCCUAAAUGCCGCAGCAAAUUUCUUUUUAUAUUGCGUACUCUCGGAUAAAUAUCGUAAAACUGUACGAGAGCUAAUAACUGGUUAUCGUUAUCAACAUCAAAGGCAUACAUUACAUUCGAGCAGUUUGCUGCAAAACGGUAGCCGUAGAAGUUAUAGACCAGGGCAAGCAUCAUCGGUUAUAAUUAAAUAAAUUAUAUAAUAAUAU
Messenger RNA from Glossina fuscipes, 1792 nucleotides. RefSeq lists its product as uncharacterized. Gene Ontology annotation, cellular component: membrane. The record is from RefSeq and is a predicted model, not a curated record. Lineage: Eukaryota; Metazoa; Arthropoda; Insecta; Diptera; Glossinidae. Gene Ontology annotation, molecular function: G protein-coupled peptide receptor activity. Gene Ontology annotation, biological process: G protein-coupled receptor signaling pathway. Bases 26 to 1777 code for a protein of 583 amino acids. The transcript has 7 exons.